Bubalus bubalis (water buffalo) is the source of this 399-nucleotide messenger RNA. RefSeq names its product interleukin 13 (gene IL13). Gene Ontology annotation, cellular component: extracellular region. NCBI's taxonomy places the organism in Eukaryota, Metazoa, Chordata, Mammalia, Artiodactyla, Bovidae. Gene Ontology annotation, molecular function: cytokine receptor binding. The record is from RefSeq and is marked provisional. Gene Ontology annotation, biological process: immune response.
AUGGCGCUUUUAUUGACCGCAGUCAUUGUUCUUAUCUGCUUUGGUGGCCUCGCCUCCCCAAGCCCUGUGCCUUCCGCUACAGCCCUCAAGGAGCUCAUUGAAGAGCUGGUUAAUAUCACCCAGAACCAGAAGGUGCCGCUGUGCAAUGGCAGCAUGGUGUGGAGCCUCAACCUGACGAGCAGCAUGUACUGUGCAGCCCUGGACUCCCUGAUCAGCAUCUCCAACUGCAGUGUCAUCCAAAGGACCAAGAGGAUGCUGAAUGCCCUCUGUCCUCACAAGCCCUCAGCUAAGCAGGUUUCCAGUGAGUACGUCCGAGACACCAAAAUUGAAGUGGCCCAGUUCUUAAAAGACCUGCUCAGACAUUCAAGGAUCGUUUUUCGCAAUGGAAGAUUCAACUGA